AUGGGUCCGCCUUCUCCAACCCACGCCUUCGAUCCCACCCCGGCUCUUGAGCAUGACCCAGACAACUUCUCCCCUCUCAACCAGCCCGACUCAACGGCCGUGCCCUCAGACAAUAAUGGCAGCGAAGACAUCUCUAGAGCCGUCCGUUUCUUGGAACAGUCCGUCUCACGGCCGCAGGGUCGCCAUUCUAUUGCUACCGACAAUGUUCCUCUUCUCCCUCAUGUACUCUCUGCCAGUCAGCUACCAAAGUAUGGAUUCCAGAUCACGAAUACGACUUCAGAAAUAGACAUAACAGCUUACAUGGAGCAAUGUCGUUUGUGGAACACACAAUUGAGAGAGUCUCAUGAAGCUGAACGAAAGGCGUGGGCCAUAGAACGGACUGCACUCAAAGCACGCAUCGCUGAACUUGAAAGGAAACUGAACAAAGCGAGAGAUCCCAAGCGGAGGUCAAGCAACGAUUCUUCAACUACCGCCAUCCAUUCCUUUCGGUCGGAUUUCCACUACUUUGGUACCGACGGCACUCACCGAGACCGAUUUGCUUCCGAACCAGCAAAUGCACCGUCGCCCGUUUGGAAGGGUCCCGAGACUACUCCACCAGUCACCAGAGUCUUUACUCGUGAGGAGGAUGUUGCCCACCUGCCCAGCAUAUCUGAGGAUGAACCACUUGAGUCUUUAUCUAAUGAAAUCUCGCCGACCUCGACCCGCCAGGAGAAUAUCCCGGUGCCAAUUGAGCAGGUGGACAACACUCUCGACGGCAUCACCCUCAAGUCAGGCGCCUUGACCUCCUCCUUUGAUACCAAAAUCACCAGUCCAAAGUUUGCUUCUCCAGUUCAGUCGCCGUCAGCCGAGCCAAAGCAAGGCGCAGACAGCCUUUUGCAGUUCGAUGUCAAGGCUCUGCUGUCUCCAUUGGAUGCCAAGUUGAAGAUGCAUGCAGGCCAUACGCCAAUGAUCUUUGAUGGCACUUUGUCUUCCGACGUCGAGAGUGCAGACCAUCUGACUCCCACGCAAGAGCAACCGUUGGAGCCCGCUCCCACGAAGCGACCUCCCCUUCGUCCUUCUGAGAACUCAGACUCAUACUUUUCCUUCACGUCUGCUGUUAAUAACGAGGAUGAUCUGUCCAAACAAAGUAUUCCUGAACAGCCAGAAUUAGAGGAACAACCGACCCUUGAACCUGAGGACGAUCCCGCUCUCAAAGGCCCACUCAUGCUCGAUCCCAGUGCUAAGACCGAGGGGGCUAGUACUUUCCUAGAUAUUGUGGAUGGCAAACUGGAGGAUGAGCUGGCGCACCGAUCUAGGCAGGAGUCCAAUUUGUCCCCCAGCACAGAAGAGAAACUGCCCUCGGAGCCACCCCAAGGAACACAGGACGCUGCUCAGGAAGAAGCAGAUGAAGAUAUGCCGAGAUUGAGGAUAAGAAACAGCACCAAUUUUGGUAGCGCUUGGGGUGGAGAUAUGCCCGGGCGCAUGUGA
Molecule: messenger RNA, 1467 nt
Organism: Capronia epimyces CBS 606.96
Lineage: Eukaryota; Fungi; Ascomycota; Eurotiomycetes; Chaetothyriales; Herpotrichiellaceae
Exons: 1
Coding region: 1-1467 (488 amino acids)
Source: RefSeq, a predicted model, not a curated record